Molecule: messenger RNA, 1122 nt
Organism: Scaptodrosophila lebanonensis
Lineage: Eukaryota; Metazoa; Arthropoda; Insecta; Diptera; Drosophilidae
Product: transmembrane protein 65-like
Exons: 5
Coding region: 172-885 (237 amino acids)
Cellular component (GO): mitochondrion
Source: RefSeq, a predicted model, not a curated record
UCUGCGUGCGCGGGUCUUUGUAUCUGGCAGUGUCUGUUUUUGUUUGUAUACAUUUCUCGCUAGGGGGGCAGAGCUUUAAACUACAUUAUUAUCGUCAUCAUGCAUAUGCGGCGGAGUGCGUAGAGUACGAAAUUCAAUUUCCAAGUGACGAACAGCACUAUCAGUUCUAAAAUGAGACACCAAUGCCAGGGCGCUUUCAAGCAUUUGAUGCGUCACUGGCCGCAACAGCAUUCCAAGCAACUGAAUCUCUUCUGUCGUCAUCAAGCCCAGAACCAUGCAGCCACCCUUAUCCCCAAACACUUGCCGUUUCUCGCAAGAGGCAACAGGCAGGACUUGCUACUUAGCCCCAAAUUUCUGCAGAUGCGUAUUUCGAAGCCCUACUCGAAGUUCUCCUCAUACUUAAGCACAGAGCGAGCCAUGGAGUUGAUUUGCAAUCUGGACGAGGAGGAACGGAUUAACUUGCGCGAAGCCAUGACCACGCUGGAAGCUGCGAGUAAGAGGCCUGAGGCAAACACGGUGGAGGAGCCAACUGCUGGUGAUUUGUGGACCAUUUUCUUUGUGAACGCAGUGCCAUUCUUUGUGUUUGGUUUUCUGGAUAAUUUUAUAAUGAUUAUAGCCGGCGAAUAUAUUGAAAUGCGUCUUAAUACUAUUAUGACCGUGUCAACGAUGGCGGCCGCUGGCCUAGGAAAUGCCGUAAGCGAUCUUUUAAGUAUUGCCACUGCCAGCUAUGUGGAGAAUCUUUGUUUAAUGCUGGGACUGAAACCGCCUAAACUUACAGCGGCGCAGUUUGAACUUAAAACAAGCAAACGCGUAAUGAGUUGGGGGCGGAUUCUAGGUAUUACUUUAGGAUGUCUGCUCGGUAUAACCCCUCUGUGCUUUGUAUGAAAGGAAGAUCAUUAGGCGGAGGAACCCAACUGAUAUCAUAAACCAACUAAAAUAAAUAUAUUUCCCUGUUAAUAACUGUCAAUUAUUGUACCGCUAUUUUAAAUAUCUACAACUGUUAUUUCUGCAACUAAGUUAGCAUAACUUGCUGCAACACACAAAGUACCUUUCAACAACUAGCUAUGUAUGAACCUACUAUUAAAUCCAACCGCGGUAAACGCAAUCGUAGCGUAUUUGUAG